GGGUUAAAAGGGAAGGUCCGGCCUGGGGUCCCCCGGCAGAGGAUUCUGGCGGCCCACACGGCAGGGCAGAGGCACAUCUGGGUCCCCUCCCUCCUUCCGAUCGGAGACUCCCAGGUCCUGGCCAUGAGACCCCCGCACCGCCGCCUCUCCGCUGCCUCUGGCGCUUGGGCCCUGGCGAAGCUGCUGCUGCCGCUGCUGAUGGCGCAACUCUGCGCCGCGGAGGAGGUGCCGCUCCCUGGAAACGACACCGGCUCGGACCCCGCACCCUCCGGCGCCCCGUGCGCGCGCGGCUCACAGCCCUGGCAGGUCUCCCUCUUCAAUGGCCUCUCGUUCCACUGCGCGGGCGUCCUGGUGGACCAGAACUGGGUGCUUACGGCCGCGCACUGCUGGAACAACAAGCCACUGUGGGCUCGAGUUGGGGAUGACCACCUGCUGCUUCUCCAGGGCGAGCAGCUGCGCCGGGCCGUUCACGCCGUUAUCCACCCCAAGUACCGCCAGGGCUCGGGCCCCAUCCUGCCAGGGCGAACAGACGAGCACGACCUCAUGCUGCUGAAGCUGGCCAGGUCCGCUGUGCUGGGGCCCGGCGUCCAGACCCUGCAGCUGCCCUACCGCUGUGCCCAGCCCAGAGACCAGUGCCAGGUGGCUGGCUGGGGUACCACGGCCACCCGAAGAGUGAAGUACAACAGGGGCCUGACCUGCUCCAGGGUCACUGUCCUGAGCCCUAAAGAAUGUGAGGUCUUCUACCCCGGUGUGGUCACCAACAACAUGAUAUGUGCCGGACUGGACCAGGGCCAGGACCCUUGCCAGAGCGACUCAGGCGGCCCCCUGGUCUGCGACAAGACCCUGCAGGGCAUCCUGUCAUGGGGAGUUUACCCUUGCGGAUCUGCCCAGCAUCCGGCCGUCUACACCCAGAUCUGCAAAUACAACACCUGGAUCAGGAGAACUAUCCGCUCCAGCUGA
Molecule: messenger RNA, 960 nt
Organism: Propithecus coquereli (Coquerel's sifaka)
Lineage: Eukaryota; Metazoa; Chordata; Mammalia; Primates; Indriidae
Gene: KLK10
Product: kallikrein-related peptidase 10
Exons: 6
Coding region: 124-960 (278 amino acids)
Biological process (GO): proteolysis
Molecular function (GO): serine-type endopeptidase activity
Source: RefSeq, a predicted model, not a curated record